Oryza brachyantha (malo sina) is the source of this 1681-nucleotide messenger RNA. RefSeq lists its product as uncharacterized. NCBI's taxonomy places the organism in Eukaryota, Viridiplantae, Streptophyta, Magnoliopsida, Poales, Poaceae. The transcript is spliced from 3 exons. The record is from RefSeq and is a predicted model, not a curated record. Bases 221 to 1276 code for a protein of 351 amino acids.
GCUCCCUCUCUCUCUCCUCUCUCCCCGUCUCUCUCUCUUCCCCUCCGCUCGUCUUGGCCUUCUCCUCGCGCCGCGGCUCGCGCGCGGAUUCCGUCACCCAUCUCCCUCUCUCCCGCGCUCGCGCCCACCGGAAUCCGGCGCCGGGGACGGCGAAUCCGGUGCGGGCCCGCCCCCGAAUCGGCCCCGCGCCCCAGAUCUCUUCCCCACGCCGCCGCAUGUCAUGAGCCGCCCCCAUUUGCGCGCCGAGGACGACCCCCACGCCGUCCCGCGCGCCAAUGGGUUCUCGUUCGAGAUCGAGGAGGCGGACGCCGCCGCCGUCGCCGUCGAGCAGUCGGUGUCCCCCUCCCCCUCCCCCUCCUCGGCGUCGCCGCUGAUGUCGUCGUGCGGGCAGUACAUGCUGCACCGGGUGGGCAAGCUCGACACCCUCGCCGGGAUCGCCAUCAAGUACGGCGUCGAGGUAGCUGACAUUAAGAGGCUGAAUGGCCUGUCAACUGACCUCCAGAUGUUUGCGCACAAGACGCUGCGGAUUCCGCUCCCCGGGAGGCAUCCCCCGUCAAAUGGUUCAUAUGAGGGUGAUGACAGGGAAUGUACUCCUCCACGUCGCCUUCAUGAUGACCUAUUGGAUUCAGUUCUGAGAACACCAAGGCACAAAGUUUCACCAGCCAUGAGUCUUCUGCAGGGAUACUACGGUCUCACACCACCUCCAAAGGACCCAACACAUGAAGGCACAGAAAUGUCAGUAUAUGGAAAAGGAAAAUCUGUUUGCCUGGAUGACGACCCAUGGUUUGGAGAGCCACCAGAUUCUGAUCCAUUCUCUUUUCAACAUAGGAAAACCAGAAGCCAGGCAAUAGGUUAUUCUCUCCUGAAUGGUGGCACUGAGGAGAAUGGUGACAGCGAAAAGUUGAUAAGGCGACGGCAGAAAGCUGAUGGUGAGUUGUUACCUAGGGAAGAAAAUGGCAGUGCCGUACUAGCAAGGGCUGGGAAAGGCUUGGCAUUGAGGCCUAAGUCCGGCAGUCGACAAGAUUUGAACAAGAGUCAGCAGAACCUUAUGGCAUUGGUGGAGCCUUCUUUCAGCGAUGGGUUGCAUGCUGUAAGGAAAUCGUCGAGCACUCCGGAGUUCCAAGAACCAGAGAGCAAUAGCAGCAGUUCCUCCAUAUGGUCGACGAGCAAAUGGACCUUAAAACCAGAUGCUUUCACUCUCCCUCUUCCUCUCCCUCUUUUUGACAACAUUCCAAAGCCGAUUGCUGCCUGGAGAAACAAGACAGCUCGAGAUUAGUAGCUUAUAGUCUCUUGGUUCUACGCACCCCCGAUCAAAGGUGAGGUCUUGUAAGCACCCCUGGAGGAGCUUCGGUUGGCAACAGCUCUUCCGAGAGAUGGAAGCAGAGCAGGACCUUUGGACCUUGGUUAGUUCCUGGUAGCUGGAGCACACACCACGUGAGAUCAACACAGCGAUGGUGCUGAGUUUAGCUUCUGUUUUUAUGGUUCCCAUGUUAUAUUGGAGAUGCUGCAACGAGUAGCAGCAUCAGUUUCUUCAGUUAAGUUAUAGAUGAUACAGAGCCUUGGAUAUUGAGGAUAUUCUUUUGUACACAAUGCAGAUAAUGUAGGGAUAAAAAAGCGGCUAUAUAUGUUGUAUGUGUUAGACCUUCGCUGAUAAAGAAAAUCGUCACUAUUUACCUUGCAA